AUGGCAGCAGGUUUCACAAAUAUCCCAAUCCUUGACCUCGGCGAGGCAAGAGACGCCAAGACAAAGCCAGCAUUUCUCGCAAAGCUUCGCGAGGCAGUCCUAAGUGUGGGGUUCUUGUACAUCAACAACACUGGGAUAGAUCAGGCAUUCUUCGACCGCGUGUGUAAGGAGGGAAUCCAAUUCUUCGACUUGUCGGAGCAAGAGAAACUCCGCAUCGAGAUGAAGAACCAGCCAAGUUUCUUGGGAUAUUCAAGACUCGGAAUGGAAACGACUGCCAAAGCUGCGGACUGGCGAGAACAGCUGGAUCUUAGUACGCCACACGAGCUGAGAAAAGACACCGAACCAUUGUACUACAAUUUGUUUGGGCCAAACCAGUGGCCGGAUCCAGACAUGCUCCCGGACUUUCGUGAGGUCUUUGAGACGUAUAUGGAGAGACUGAGCGAGAUCAGCAUGGUCUUCACGCGGCUGAUUGCGGAGUGCCUUGGGCUGCAUGCUACUGCAUUCGAUCAAUUCUUCGAUGAGAAUCAGCAGCAUAAAUUGAAGAUCGUCAAGUAUCCUGAUCAUGGAACAGGAAGAGGGCAGGGUGUAGGACCUCACAAAGAUUCCAUGCUAUCGUCAUACCUGCUCCAAGCUUCGGAUCAUAAAGGUCUGCAAGCACAGAAUAGCAAAGGACAAUGGAUCGACGUUCCUCCAAUCCGCGGCACCCUCGUCGUAGCUAUCGGUCAAGGCCUCGAAGCAAUGACAGACGGCGUCUGUACAAGCACCACACACCGAGUACUCUCCCCAGAAGAAGGCUCCGGCGCUCGGUUCUCGAUACCUUUCUUCCAGGGCGUGAGCUAUGAUGCACAAUUCGAAUCAAUGUCGGUUCCGGAAAGUGUGAAGAAUCUCAAGAAGGAAAUUUUGGAGAAGGAGGGGCAAGUGGUAGAUCAGAAUAUUGAGAUGACGUUUUUGAAGGGAAAGUGGAAGCAUUUGGGAGAGGCAACGUUGGCGAACAGGGUCAAGAGUCAUCCUGAUGUUGGGGAGAAAUGGUAUCCAGAGAUGUUGAAGGCUAUUCGUGAGGAGCAAGCGCAGGUGGCUGUGGCUUGA
Cercospora beticola is the source of this 1086-nucleotide messenger RNA. RefSeq names its product isopenicillin N synthase family dioxygenase. The record is from RefSeq and is a predicted model, not a curated record. Lineage: Eukaryota; Fungi; Ascomycota; Dothideomycetes; Mycosphaerellales; Mycosphaerellaceae. Gene Ontology annotation, molecular function: 2-oxoglutarate-dependent dioxygenase activity.